Molecule: messenger RNA, 741 nt
Organism: Alternaria hordeiaustralica
Lineage: Eukaryota; Fungi; Ascomycota; Dothideomycetes; Pleosporales; Pleosporaceae
Exons: 2
Coding region: 1-741 (246 amino acids)
Source: RefSeq, a predicted model, not a curated record
AUGCCAUGGUUCUGGAUGGCCGACUACGUUGGACUAAUGGAAGAGUUCGCACGAGAAACGGGCGUCUCACGUGACGACACCCUAUUCGGUAGCCAAUCGGGUCCCGCAUUCCCAUCGCGCUAUCGACACAGAGAUAGCAGUCUGCAAGCCAAGGCAGUAGUCAGCGAAGUUGCCGGAAUACUCGAGGCAUCCCGGGAGCAUGCUCGGUUUGUUGCAGCGGCCGUGUUCACAGGCAUGCAAGGUGUCUGGAAGAUGACGCGCAAGAUUGAUUCACGUACCCAGACACCCGGUGGCACAUUCGUGGGUACAGCUCACUUCCAUCCGCGUCAAUCUACCGAUGCAGCGACCUACGCCUCCGAAUACUUGUAUAUCGAACAAGGGACAUUCACCAUGGACGCUGGGCUGUCAUUCCCUGCGACCCGUCGUUACGUCUAUCGGUACAACGAAACAAGCGAUGAGAUCACCGCAUGGUUUGUUGAAGACGACGAAAAAAGCGUCGGAAAGCUAUUCAAUACCUGGCGCUUCCACGCGCCUGAUGACCAGGCUGGCGGCUGGAUGGCUACGGGCUGCCAUUGGUGCGAUCCCGACACGUAUCAGAAUGACUGCGAAUUCAAGUUUUGUGGUGCAAAGAUCGAUCGGUUCAUGAUCAGAUACAAGGUGGACGGACCAAAGAAAGAUUAUCUGCAUGAGAGCUGGUAUGAGAGACCAAAGGUAGAUGGCGGAGCAAACGAAUGCGGAUGA